CAGAGUUCAAACCUUCAUCGAGUCCUCCGGAACAACUACAUUCGUCAGUCCCCCAGUCAAACACCCCACUUCGGAAAAAUCUCUCGCAAUACUGAUUGCAGCGAUCAUUUCUGCUUGAUAAUUAGUAAUGGGGUUCUUCAAAAUGUCAAACACCCCACUUCGGAAAAAUCUCUCGCAAUACUGAUUGCAGCGAUCAUUUCUGCUUGAUAAUUAGUAAUGGGGUUCUUCAAAAUUCUGGUAUCUUUUAUCGUUUGCUGCUGUUUUGUGGCUUCUGCUAAGUUCGCUUCCGCAGAUUCCUUUCUGAGUAAAGAAAGGUUGGUUGAUGUUCCUGGCAAGUUUCUUAAUAUGGCGAAAAGACCGGAUCUUUUGGAGUGGAUGGUUCGUAUUAGGAGGGCCAUUCAUGAAAACCCUGAACUUGGUUUUGAGGAAUUUGAGACUAGUAAACUUAUUAGAACUGAGCUUGAUAAAAUGGGAAUUCCUUAUAAGCACCCCGUGGCUGUUACUGGUGUGGUGGGCUAUAUUGGUAGCGGAAAGCCGCCCUUUGUUGCCCUCAGGGCAGAAAUGGAUGCCCUAGCUAUGCAGGAAGGUGUUGAAUGGGAACACAAAAGCAAAAUUCCUGGAAAGAUGCAUGCUUGUGGACAUGAUGCUCAUGUUGCCAUGCUCCUUGGUGCUGCAAAGUUGCUUCAAGAACACCGAGAUGAGCUACAGGGUACUGUUGUUCUGGUUUUUCAACCAGCUGAAGAAGGAGGAGGAGGAGCUAAGAAAAUGCUAGAUUCUGGCAUACUGAAGAACGUUGAUGCUAUAUUCGCGCUGCACGUCUCUUACAAAUUUCCCAUCGGAACAGUUGCUGCUAGACCAGGGCCUAUUUUGGCAGCGAGUGGUUUCUUCGAAGCUGUAAUUAAAGGAAAAGGUGGGCAUGCAGCCCUUCCCCACACCAAUAUCGAUCCUAUUGUAGCAGCUUCUAACAUAAUUGUUAGUUUGCAACAUCUCAUUUCACGUGAAGCGGAUCCCUUAGAUUCACAGGUAGUAACAGUUGGAAAAUUCGAAGGUGGUGCCGCAUUCAAUGUGAUUCCUGAUUUUGUUACAAUAGGUGGAACAUUCAGGGCGUUUUCAAAAGACAGUUUCACGCAACUUAAGAAAAGGAUUGAAGAGGUAAUUUUGACACAAGCAGCAGUACAGAGAUCCAAUGCUACUGUUGACUUCAAAUCAAAUGAGAAGCCGUUUUACCCAGUAACUAUAAAUGAUAAUCAGUUGCAUAGUCAUUUCCAAAAUGUAGCUGGGCAAAUGCUGGGUGCCACAAACAUUUUACAAUCUACACCCUCCAUGGUAGCAGAAGACUUUGCCUUUUUCGCUGAAUCAAUUCCUGGGUUCUUUUAUAGCAUCGGAAUGCAAAAUGAUACCAAGGAACAACUCAAGCCAGGGCAUUCUCCGUAUUUCAAGGUAAAUGAAGAUGUCUUCCAAUAUGGCGCUGCUCUGCAUGCAUCAUUGGCUGCAACUUAUCUCCUUGACCGUCAUCCAAAACUAUCUACUCAAGACAAAAAUAUGCAUGACGAGCUAUAAGGUCUCGGAAGUGGUGCUUCUUAACGUAAAAUGUGCAGAACUAGUUGGAUUUGAGGAUAACCAUGCAAUGGACUACCUUCACUGGAGCAAAUCAAGAAGCAAUAACUGAAUCUGCUUGAUGCAACUUCUGUUUUGUGGGAAAUAUCUCUGCCAUUCUGUCCUGAUUGUCGAAUGUCUAACCAUUCAUAAAUUACUCUCAAGUUCCGGAGAGAAACAAAAUGUGACCGAGAAACUGAUGUUGAUCAGUCGCACAUCUGGAAGUAAAUGUUCAAGCUUCAGGAAACUGAAGUUCCAAGUAUGGAAGAUCUGAAAGUGCAAAUGUCCGAUACUCCUCGUGUUUGAGUGGAUUUCUCAAUUGGACGCAGUUGUAAAAUUUGUAUGUAAUCUUGCAACAAUUUCAACUGAUGAUCAUCAUCAUCAUACCGUAGUAAGUUUAACCAUUUUAUCUGUUUGAUUCGAAAAGGAAUUCCCUUUUCUGGUACUUUCAAAUCAAGAAGUUACCAGUUUGCUUGUGCAUGGACACAAGAAAGGAAACAAUUCUGCCAGCAUCACACGGCUUAACAUUUGAAAGAUGCAUUAUUUCGCUUGAGCUUAUCUGCCCAAUGACAUAUUUAUGGUAAUGCAAAAAAUAUAUUGAUACCUCUGUUGCUGUGAGUCAUCUUCCGUCAUUUCUGGCCAACUUUAAUAAGAAUUGAAGGCAGAGAUUGGAAACAAUUUUGGCGUUCUGAAAUUGGGGAAGUAAGGCAAAAAUUACGCCUACGUCUUACUCUGUUUCCAAAUUGUUUUCCAGAGCUAAUAAAUUUAGUAUGAGCCAUCAUAGCCUGCAAUCUUCGGGUUCUUCUUCUUCUUCACGCACUGACGAAUUUCCAUCAAGAUCUCUCUUUGAUUGUUAGUGGACAACCGCAAGGAUGUGGUUUUUGAUUGCAGCUACUCCAUCCACAAGUAUGGCGAGAAAAGAUGGAACUUCACGGGGAACAAGCAGGACUUGUUUGAUGCAGUCGGAAUCCGUACAUUCAAUGAAUCAGACCCCUGUUGAUUUCCAGAAUGGUUCUUCCCCACCAAGAUUCCGGAGAUCAAUGAUCAAGAACUACUUUUACAGAUACAUUGAGUGUUACAGUCUCACCUCAAGGCCCGCCAUCCAAGGGGUGAACAGCCGGAAUUUGAACCAGAAGACCACAAAUUGGAGUACGAAUUGCAGCGCAGAUUCUGUGGAACGACAAGAGAAUUUGAAUUCGGCCAUCGAAUAUUGCAAGAGCUCCAGCGGAUAAAUCAUUUGGGCUUGCAGGUUGUUAAGUUUUCACUUUUUCAGGAAUGCAGCAAGGGAGUAGCAUACUAGUUUUCCUCUUUUUGUUGCCUUUUAAUUUUUUGUUAGUCAUUGGGAAUAAGAUAUACAGUUCUUGGUCUGUUGGCCAGGUUUCAUGUUACAAAUUUUCAUUGUAUCUUAUCCUGUUUACGAAAUUAUUGAUCCUGAAUCAAAAUUGAAACCGUUGUUAGAUUUUGGAGUUGAGUUUUCAUGGACUUUCUGUUAUUCUGGAAUCCAAUA
Oldenlandia corymbosa var. corymbosa is the source of this 3103-nucleotide messenger RNA. The record is from the annotation of a GenBank genome assembly. NCBI's taxonomy places the organism in Eukaryota, Viridiplantae, Streptophyta, Magnoliopsida, Gentianales, Rubiaceae.